UUUUUUUUAACAUUUGUUUGUUUCCUUUCAUUUUAUUGUGUACGCCAAACUUAAACCAUCCAAAUCAAGUUGAACAACAAGGAAACGAAUAAAAGAAAAUAUACAUGUUAAUAUAUAAAACGUUUACACAUCUUCUUGCAAAGGAGAGGGAAACAACAUAUACACACACAGAGACCAGAGAGAAUUGUGUGUUUUGAUGAACUCAAAUCAAGCGAUUUUUGCCAACAGAAACGGUAGCAAGAGCAGCAGCAGAAGCAAUAACAUUAGCAAGAGCAACAACAACCCAAUGAAUAAAAAAAGUGCAUGAAUUAAGUUCAUGAACAGUGAAAACGCGAAAGAGUGAAAACGAGAGAAAAAAAUAGAAGAACAGACAACAAAAAAAUCAUUUAUCGACUUUUCGUGUAGCCUUAUUUUCUAUUUCGAACUUUGAUUGUUGUUGUUCGUCUUCGACCAAAUAAGUCUGUUUAACAACAACAAUAACGACAACAACAAGAGAAAAAAUAUCGCCAAUCUCAGUGUUUUUUUUCAAUUCGUUUGGUAAAUUUCAUUAAUUUUGAACUCCGAUUGUUCGGUUGUGUGUAUGUGAGAAAGAAACUUUGAAAAAGACGAUAAUGUAAUGAGCGAACAGAAGGAGCGCAACACCACGAAGCAUACCAUUAAAAAACAUGUGUAUUAAUGACAACGUGUCAUCGAUUGUGUAUUCAAAUGGCGUUUUGUGCUUGUAUUUGAAUAUGAUCGUGUCCUGAAUGCAAUCCCUGAUCAAAUAACACCAAAAAAGAGCAUGGCAUCAUCGGCCGAUGCGAAUAUGUUCGCCCUAGUCUAUUUGACAAAUGUGAUGUGUCAAAAUUUAUCAUAUUGCAAAUUCAUUGUUUGAAUUUUCAACCACAUACACACGCGCACACAUGCACACACACCUAACCGCUUUCGAUUGUGACAAACGAACGAACAAGCAAAAGAAGAAGAAAGUUCAAAAGAAGACAGUCCUUCGACGGCGUGUACCGCGGUGUUAAUCUACGUAAAUUAGGGAAACUAAUCAAUUAUUCAUCUGAUUUACAUUAGCAACUUUUCGCUUCAUCAAACGAACGAAAGUGCACGGGGAAAAAAGUGUGUGUACAAGCUUGAUUGCAAACAAAGCGAAAUAAGAAAGAAAGGGCAAAAACCAGAAAGAGAGAGAGAGAGAGAGAGCGAAGAAAAAAAGAAAAACCAACACCAAAUUUGCAAUUUAUCACAGAAAUCAAUCGCCAACGGAAACAAGGACGAGAAACUAAUUCAGUUUUAAUUGCUGCGUUUCGACAACAACCGAACACAACCACUAAAUUAGUUGGACAGCAAAAAUUCGUGAUCAAAGACCCGAAUCGUUCACGAGGAAUAUGAACUAGACCAUAAAACGAUUGAUUCAAGUUGAAGAAGAUUUAACCGAAGAAAAAAUAAUUACGAUCAGUGUGGAAAACAAAAGCUACAGUGUUAGGUGGAUACACACGAACUAGGAAUGAAAUAAGAAUAGAAAUCGAUAAAAGCGCCGAAAAUUGAUUAUUAUCCAAUUCACGAAUACCAAUUGACGGUACGAAAAAUCUGACACAUACACAUAUAGAUUGAAGCGGCUUGCAAAACGUCACCAGCAACAACAGCAACAGCCAACGCUAUAGGACACACGUUCACAUGAAAUUUAAAAGGUUGAUUGAAUGAUAUUGAGGGAAAAUCGGACGCAAAUUAUUGUUGAUUCAAUGUGUGUAUAUCGUUUGUUAUUUUCGUUCGAAACGCAUCCGUUUUAGCUUGUUUCAGGCGCCCCUACACACUAUCACCACCUCAUGCUAUGCUGAUAUAACUUGGUCGAAAGUUCAAGAGUUCCUUCAUAUAUUCAUACAUAUCACAACAACAAUAACAACAACAAAAAAAUAUAUCAGCACACAGUUGAAUGAAUAUAAUUACAUAAUUGUCUUUAAAUUCACGUGCUUUGUGCCAUUACUUGAUUUGAAUUAGAUGUGCGUGCAAACAAACUGACUGGCAAACUAACAAACAUACACAUACACACGUACAUAUCGGAGAAGAAGAAGACUAGAACCGAACAAAAUGACAACAAAGCGAAAUAGAGAAAAAAAAUAAACGCAUCGAACCACAUACGAUAAAGUUAAUUGCAAAGCGCUAACGAAAGCGAAACACAGUACGGGAAUUGCUCGGUUGAAUCUCGUUGUCAAGCCAAAAACAGAAACAACAAAUCGUUUAGCUCGAAUUCAUAUGCUAAUUACUAUAAAUAUACGUUAUAUGCAUUUGUUACACACAGUUUGAUGUUUUCUUCGUUUUAUUUUUUUUUUGUAUAUGACCGACCUUACAGACAGAGACGAUGAAUCCAAAUGAAUUAUGUGUUCACUGCGCGAUGAAAAUAAUGUUUAAGUAUCAAAUGACAGAUCAAAUGCUAUUAGUUAACAUUGUGUAAGCGGUGUGGAUGUGUGUAGUGUAAGAAUAUUAUAUGUAUACAUAUCGAGUCGCAUUUAAUUGGAACAAACCAAAAGAUGAAUGGCAAAUGUGUUGUGGUUUCAUUGGUGGCACACCGGCUAUAUAUUGAAUCGGCCACACAACGACACUCGAUUGCAAUUAUAACGAUGUAAUCACGCCAGAUUACAAAACCAGAAAACACACAGCACAUGGUUGAACUCGACGCUUGGAUGUGAUUUGCACGCAUGAUUGAGGAAUAAAAUUAAAACCAUAUUGUGUGCAACGAGUUAAGACGUGCGUCAUCAAUACAUUUUCAUCGCAUAACACCAGACGAGAUAUUUCCCGAAUGGAAUAUUGAUUGUCCCUAUUUCUGGCAUCCAAACGACAAACAUCAUCAACAAUGAUAUGCAUACACAUAAAUCAAAUAGCAACAACAACAAGAAGAGCCACCAAAUCAAUGACAAAGUGCACUCAGAAAAUCAUUCAUUUUUAAUUAUCUAAGCAAAUACGAAAUCACAUUGUAACGGAAGUUACAAGACGACGACGAGGACGAUAAGGUGGAAAAAGGCAAAGAGUAUUGGCAUUUAGUGAAGAAUCGCAUUUGAAUAUGCUUGAUCGAAGACCAAUUCAGUGACACAAAGUGAAAACCAAGCGAACGAGGGAGUAAGAGUGAGAGCACGAGCAAUAGAAAAGGGACCGACGAGAGUGUGGGUGAAUCAAUCUCAUCAUAACCGUUUUGAUUCUCUCCCAGAAUCGGGGUUCACGGAGUUUGGUGAACGACAUCAACUUUUCAUCACCUGCAGGAUAAAUCGAUUAAUUUCGGCAAGUUUUGGGUGGUUGUCAACAUUCCACGUUACGUUAAAGCCGUUGAAUAAUUGCUGGUCAUCAUCUUUCGAUGGUAUCAUAUCAACGGAGUGAUCAAUUGAAGGAUUGCUCGAUCAAAUUACCGCUGGAUAUUCCAUGGUUAAUCAAAAUGGCAAUGAGGCCAGUGGGCCCGUUUGAUUCAUCACCGUCCUUUGCACAACACAAUGAUUGUGUGCUCGUUGUUGGAGUAUCCCGUCCAAAAUUAGCUGCUGCUUUUUUAACAAUUAUGAUUAUAUCGUUGUUUUUGACAUUUCACGUGCUAUAUGAUAGCGCCAUCUAUAGCAUUCAGGCUGCUUCCAGUUCCAGUGCUUCGACAGAUGACCGAUUCUCGUAUCUAUCGAAUCAAAUCUAUGGUCCGAACGAUGCGAAGGCUGCGAUAAAAAAUUCAGUUGUGUUCCCUAGUAAAAUACAUUUUCCAAAAACUAGCAGAAGGCUUCCACAGGCACUGGUGAUCGGUGUACGAAAAUGCGGUACGAGAGCACUGCUUGAGAUGCUGUACCUACAUCCGCGAAUACAGAAGGCGGCCGGUGAAGUGCAUUUCUUCGAUCGCGAUGAAAACUACUGGAAAGGCUUGGAAUGGUAUCGAAAAAAGAUGCCGCAUUCGUUUCGUGGCCAAAUCACCAUCGAAAAAAGUCCCAGCUACUUUGUUACGCCCGAGACUCCAGAAAGGGUUAGAGCAAUGAACGCUACAAUAAAACUGUUACUCAUAGUUCGGGAGCCCGUAACAAGAGCAAUAUCAGAUUAUACACAGCUACGAAGUCAUGCGGCGACUGCAACUCUUCCACAACAACCACCACCGCCAGCAAUAACGCAACAACAAUCAUCGCAAUCAUCAGUGCCAAUGUCAGUGACAUCGGCGGUCUCAUCGUCAACACCGUCGCUGAACGCUUCUAAAACAUUCGAAGAACUGGCCAUACUUCCGAACGGUACGGUUAAUGAAGCGUAUCGACCAUUAACCAUAUCCAUGUACCAUUUGCACAUGCAUCGAUGGCUCGAGGUAUUUUCACGUGAUCAGCUUUUAGUUGUGAACGGUGACCAAUUGAUUGAGGAUCCGGUAUCACAGCUACGACGAAUUGAAACAUUUUUAGGAAUCGAGCAUCGUAUAUCGAGACGCAAUUUUUAUUUCAACGAGACUAAAGGUUUCUACUGUUUGCGAAAUGACACGGCUGAUAAGUGUUUGCGUGAAACAAAGGGCCGUAAGCAUCCGCACGUUGAUCCACAGGUGAUAUCAAAAUUACGAAAAUUCUUUGCCGAACACAAUCAGAAGUUCUACGAAUUAGUUGGCGAAGACUUGGGAUGGCCCGAAGAAUAAGCACAACAAACGGACGACAACAAUAGCCAGCAACAAUACAAAAUGAAUUCAAAAACCAAGUUAAUCGGAACAAUCAACCAAUAGCACUAGCAACAGCAGCAUCGUUGAUAAUGAUUAUAUUGAAUGGCGUUUUUAUAACUGUAGACGAUAUAUCGAAAAUUGAAAAGAAACCAACCAGUGGUACAAUUUUUUAGGGAUAUCUAUAAAUGGGUAAGGUGUCACCAGUGGAAAAAAAAGAAAACAUAGCAACGGUGAAAUGACUGAACAGAAACGAGAAAUUGAUUUUAUACGUGAUGGAAACGUUCAGUCGAUGUAAGCUCGUAGAUUGUCGAUUUGGUUGUACAAUAUAUUUCCCCUUCCAAACAAAAUUCACGCAAUAAAUGGGUUUUUCUUUUUCGAACAUUAUGAAACUAAAACCGAACGAAAAAAAAAUAUGUGCUAGAACAUUUGGUUGAUGCACAACAACAUAUUCGAACCAAUCGCCACUCGUGACAAAAAUAAACGAAUUAUAAUAAUUGUGUAAUGGAAAAAAAAGUAGCGAUGAGAACAAAUUGAUCGAUCUGUCGUUUGAUUAGCACAUGCUUGAUAUGAUGGGUUGGCGUUGAAUAGUUGAGCGUUUCAUUGCCAGACAAGCACCUUUAUGGAUUUCAUUUUACCUUCACGCUCAUCGUGUGUAUUAGUAUAUCCGCUCUUUCCAUACCCAUUAUGUCAUGCUCAUGUUUUUAGAGAGAGUGAAAAAAAACGAAAAGAAACUAAGCGAAAGAAAAAUAAAAUAGGGACAUUCCAUAUGUUGCAUUAAGUCUCAGCACGAAAUGGAAACUAAUCGAUUUGAAGCGGACAUUUAUCAUAAUCACAUCUGCUUCACCACUCGCUCGUUCGUUCGGCUCCUCAUUCCCACACCAUAUCAUCUGAGUGAAUUUUGAUGGAAAUAAAUGUAGAGAAAUGAAUUUCUCUAUGUUGUGCUAUUUUCUACAAUGGAAAAACGUCGAAAAGGAGCACAAAAAGGCGUCUCUCCCUAACAAAUGCGCCAUAAUUAUAUGUGUGUAAUUUCAUUUGCUUGAUCCACGAAUCGUGUAUAAAAUGGUCAACAAUCGUGUCUUUUUUUUGUGUUUUCUUCUUCGCCUUUUUCUCCACUUUUCGUUGAAUGCUCAACUUUUUGUUUUCUAUUUUGAAUUUUCUAUUUUAUAUCAAACCUCCCUAUUCACUGACAUUGAUGGCGGAAAACUUGAGAACACAAAACAAAAAAUGAAAACAACAACACAUAUUGCGUUGCUUUUACCCUUAUAAUUGAAGCACUUUUUCGUUUUUAUUUUCCUCUAUUUUUUGCUCGUUCGUUCGUUAAACCCUUGUUUUUCUGACGAUAUACCGAGUCUCUUUUCAUCAAGAAAAAAGUGAAUGCUUUUCGCUUCAAUCGCACUGAAUGAUUCACUGUGAAAUUCAAGAGGGCUUUCAAUGCGCCGUAUAGCACAUAUACCAUACCAUAAGAGCUUUAUAAGAGCGUUGACUCUAUAUUUACAUUUCCACCAACAGUGAAUACAAUUUAAUCAAUUUAAUUAAUUUGCUGAGUUCGGGCAAGAGUCAGCUUCAGAAUACUGGUAUAGCGGCGCAUUUAAUGAAUGUGAUAGAGAGAGUGUGUAUGUGUUUGCUCAAUAAAUUCAAUAAAAUGAGAUCAGAUGUAAUUAAAUCGUAAAGAUGCACGAUCACCGUUAUCAACAUUUUUCUCUCGAAAUGGCCCUUCCUAUCAAUGAGCACGAAAACGGACUCCAUAGUUGAGUUGUUGCUUUUUGUGUGUGUUGUCAAUAGCAAACGUAAUCACAUUGUUGAAUGCAGUCGAGUUAAAUGGCGAAAUGGGCAUAGCAUCAGGAUUUUGUCUCAUAUUGGUGUCAUACAUAAUGCAUGUCGACGUGAUGCGCCACUCACUUGUAUUUUUUCUCUCUUUCUCUCUCUGCUCCACUGUGCUACUCACUGUAAUCUAUUUGAAGAAUCCAACAUAAAAAGCACAGCAGACAUCACGAGCAAAGCAUUGAAAAUAGGCUGCGCCAGUGCAAGAUUCAGAGUAAAGAGAGGCAGGAAAAGGGUCAAAGGAGAGAGAGAGAGAGAGUAAGCUUCAUAUAAAUCAUUGCUUUUGCCCCAUUUAUAACAUGCAAUCACUUUGUACACCUUCUUGAAAUUAUUUGACUUGCCAUUUAUGAGCAACGAAAUGAAAUGAUUGUAUACAAACGAAAGCCAAUCUAUGGUUCUGCUCUGUUGUCCGGACCAAGUGCCAAGUUUACGAGUAAAGUUAUACAGAAGAAAAUCAUUGCUCGCCAAUUGAAAGUGAUAUAAUGUUGCUGAUAUUCAAUUCGCACUCGCACCGAACAAAGAUCCAGCCACCGUCGCUGCCGCCAAUCCAAUCGUUUGGGCAAGAACAGUUUACGUUCAGUUUGGAGCAGAAGAGAUAGCGGGUAAAAUGCCAUUUAAUUUAUCAAGUGCUAUCUUGUUAUCGCCGCUGAUUUAUUGAAUAUAUUACAACAUCGACUCUUCAGCCGAAUACUAUUAUUAUAAUAAUCGAUGCGAAUGCAUUCACCCGUUCACCGCGUGACUUUUGUCCAUGCCGCGCUCCAAACUUACUGAUAAACAGAAUCAUAAAGUGCUUUCAUUUGUGCAAUUUUUAUCGCAAAUGCUGUCGCCGAUGUUUCGAAAAAGAAUAUACUUCUAAGUGAAAAGUUUGGUACGAGGAAAUUUAUUCACGUCUCAACGUCAACCAAUCGACAACUACGUGCUACAAUUAGAGGAAAAAGAAAUUUAGCGAAGAAAAA
Messenger RNA from Sitodiplosis mosellana (orange wheat blossom midge), 7407 nucleotides. It is a transcript of the gene Hs3st-A, whose product is annotated as heparan sulfate glucosamine 3-O-sulfotransferase 5. Bases 3329 to 4609 code for a protein of 426 amino acids. The transcript has 10 exons. NCBI's taxonomy places the organism in Eukaryota, Metazoa, Arthropoda, Insecta, Diptera, Cecidomyiidae. Gene Ontology annotation, molecular function: [heparan sulfate]-glucosamine 3-sulfotransferase activity. The record is from RefSeq and is a predicted model, not a curated record.